Thrips palmi is the source of this 1560-nucleotide messenger RNA. It is a transcript of the gene wuho, whose product is annotated as tRNA (guanine-N(7)-)-methyltransferase non-catalytic subunit wdr4. The coding region runs from base 250 to 1422 and encodes 390 amino acids. Gene Ontology annotation, molecular function: protein binding; tRNA (guanine(46)-N7)-methyltransferase activity. Gene Ontology annotation, cellular component: cytosol; nucleus; tRNA methyltransferase complex. NCBI's taxonomy places the organism in Eukaryota, Metazoa, Arthropoda, Insecta, Thysanoptera, Thripidae. The record is from RefSeq and is a predicted model, not a curated record. The transcript has 2 exons. Gene Ontology annotation, biological process: RNA (guanine-N7)-methylation.
AUUGAUUCCUAAAAAAGCGCUAGCUUUCGAAUUCGAUUCGAACAGCGCAAGCGCAGCGCUCCUAACAGAAGUCACGAAGAGCGGGGCUUCUGAUUGGCUAGCGGUCGUGGUGCGAAUAAGGCAGCUUCAGCUAUUGGCAGUGCUCGCGCAGCAGCCGCCACAACAACUGGAGUUCCUUAACCUGAUAUUGAAACGUGCUGCUUCCUCAUAAUUCCUGUUGAAAUCAACUGCCCUUUGAGCGAUACAACUAUGUCUUUCAUCGAUAUCAGUGAAGGACGUAUUGCUGUUUCGAGUGGAUCCAAGUCACUUGUAUUUCAAGAGGGUUCUGAUGGACCUAUCGUUCUGGAACUGCCGUCGGUGAGACCGGAGUUGAAGGAGAACAAACCAACAAAACCGGUUGCUGUAGCUGAUGAAUCAAAGAACGUUGUGUUAGGCCUUCGAUUUUCUCCAUGUGGGAAGUGGUUUGCAGUUUAUUCCUCGGCUAAGCAACUGGUUCUUUGGGAAACUGCUAGCUGGACCCUGGCAAGUGAACGCUACAUGCCCAAGACUGCGACCAGUUUGAAGUUCACCCCUGACAGUCAAGAUGUCAUUAUUGUCGAUAAGGCUGGAGAUGCUGUUCAGUUCUCUUUGAAAGAUUUGCUCAAAGAAGGUGAAGUUAUCUUGGGUCAUCUAUCAAUGCUUUUGGAUGUUGUCCUAACUCCAGACGGCAAGAAAAUUAUAACUUGUGAUCGGGAUGAAAAGAUAAGGAUAUCUCAUUAUCCAAAUGCUUAUAAUAUCAUAUCCUACUGUUUGGGUCACAAGGAGUUUGUAUCAUCACUGAAUCUUUUGCCCCAUAAACCAUCUGUUCUUUUGUCUGCUUCGGGAGAUAGUACUAUAAGACUAUGGGAUUUUCUAAGUGGACAGGCACUUGCAUCAUAUGACUGUUCUUUGGAUGUCUCCAAACAAUUGUCAGUGAAUGGAACAUCCUUAACUCAAGUGGAAAAUGACCUAUCCAGUUCUGUUAUUGUGCACAAAGUAUGUUCUUCUAAAAUUAAUGACAAUAGCUCUCUGGUUUGUGUUCUAUUCUAUGGUUACAAUGGUCUUCUUGUAUACAGAAUCAUUGACAAUAAUUUUGAACUUAUUCAAGCUGUACUUGUAGAGGAAACAGUUUUGGAUUUUUGCUUUAGAAUCAAUGGUGAGCUGGUCAUCAGAUUGGCCAAUAAUGUUUUACAGAGCCUUUUGUAUAAAUGUACUGCUACAAACAUAACUUUCUCAUCAAGUUCUGAGAAACCCACAAAGUUUGUUACCAAGAUUAAUGAAAUUUUAGAAAAGGACAAGGAUCAAUUUGUAACCUCUAGCAAUGUACCACAAUUAUUGAAACGCAAAUUCGACAAUGUUAAAGAAUACUAUCAGCAGAAAAAGGCACGUUUAGGAGAACAGUGACCAACUUCAUAUCUUUGUCUGUAUGUGUGUGUCAUAGGGAAACGUUCUAAGAGUAAGAAGAAUGUUGCAACAAAAUAAUUUUGUAUUAUAUAUUAUGCAAUGUACAAUAUAUUCAUAAAAAUAAAUAAUUUAACUAUA